UGUUUGAUUGUAUGAUUUAAACAGUUUUAACGUAAUUUCGGCCUUAUAAAUUAUCGUUCUGCUAAGUCAUUCUGUGUAAAGUGUUUAAAUAUGAAUUAAUAAAAACAUAUUCUAAAUCUUGCCUUUCUGCUGAUUAUAGGAGAUGGAGGCCUCGGCGGAAACCAAGAAGCCCCGGAAGUUCUCCCGGAAGCAGCUUCGCGCCACCCAGGGCCUCCUGACGAUGCAGGCGCGAACGAAUAUCUACGCGAGCCAGCGGGGCAUGACCGGCUUCGGGGCCGUCCGUCACGUGUCUGACAUCCGGGUGGACAACGCGUGCCCGGAAGGGCAGGGGGAGCUUACCCAGAUCGCAAAGACGCACGUGUUCGCCAGCCAGAAGGGUAUGACGGGAUUCGGCGCCGUCCGUCACGGACCGGACAUACGGGCAGACGGAGCCACUUUGGAGGGUCUCUCCACGCUCUCCUUGCAGACAGGAACGAACCUGUUCGCGUCCCAAAAGGGCAUGACGUCAUUUGGGGCGGUGCGUCACGUCUCGGACAUCCGGGUAGUCGAGUUGUACGAGGAGGGAAAUGAGGAAGAGUAUCCGACGGAUGAGGAUGAGCCGGUGUUGUCGAAGCCGGCGUGGAAGGUCCCGCUGCCAGUACCGUAUACGGAGAUUAAGCACGAGACUAGAACGGAAGUACAUGAACCGAAACCAGAGCAAAAACUGGAUGUUGACAAGUACGCCGAACCGGAAAUCGAGAUUGCAGAGGAACCGAAAGAGGAUUCUUUUACUGAACAGGACGAAGUAGAGGAAGAAGAGACGGAAGUGACAAAAGAAGCCAUUCCGGAACCGGAGGCGCAAAUUUAUAACGAAGAAGAUGUAACCGACCAUGGUAUUCUGGGAGAAAUACGCUUUAAUGCGCAUGCGCUGGAGAUGGAGUCUGGAGGCAAACCAAAGAAGCGCUUCAGCAAGAAGCAGCUGCGGGCGAGCCAAGGGUUGUUAACGCAGCAGGCGCGCACCAACAUCUACGCGAAUCAGACCGCAAUGACACCGUUUGGAGCGGUGCGUCACGGAGCCGACAUCCGGGUGCGGGAGCUCUACGAGGGCGACUCCGACGAUUUCCUUACGGACGAGGAAGACGUGAUGUCUGACUCAGCCGCACAAAAACCGAAGAAGAGAUGGAGCAAAAAACAGCUGCGCGCUAGCCAGGGACUCCUGACCCAGCAAGCCAAGACCAAUAUCUAUGCCUCCCAGAAGGGCAUGACCGGAUAUGGCGCCGUCCGCCACGGGGCGGAUAUCCGGGCGGACGAUCAGGUCAAGGAAGGAGAGACCAUGCUGACUCAGCAGGCGGCAACAAAUAUCUACGAUUCUCAGAAAGGGAUGCGCUGCUAUGGGGCGGUGCGCCACGGACCGGAUAUCCGGGUGCGUGAGCUCUACGAGGAGGGCGAUGACGAUGAGUAUCCGGAUGAGGCAUGAGCGUGGAAUAUCGGAAGUACCGCGCGUACAUCUCGUCUGGUGAAGUCUUGAGCGUUGUAAUGCUGCUUUAACUUUGUUCAGUUGUCGCGACAGUUCGUAUUAGAAGUUGAAUGUGUGUUAUAAGUGACGCUUGAACAAAGUGUACACAAUAAAUCUUGAAUUAAUAUUUAAAAUUUAAUUAUAUGAAUGGAAAAUCAAAAGUGAUUUGACAAAUGUAAGCAGAUAUUUAUUUGCGUCACUACUCACAUUACCCAUACCAUCAGGAAUAAAUGCUUGUUUAAGUUCAUGCAUUGCCGCAAAAAUCUGUAAACAAUUGAUUAUGAGGUAAACGUGUACGAUACCUAGUACAUUUCAAAGAAUUAUGUUAAUGUCUUGAUCUGCAAUAAAGAUGUUUUAUGUUGGCUUAA
Dreissena polymorpha is the source of this 1863-nucleotide messenger RNA. RefSeq lists its product as uncharacterized. The record is from RefSeq and is a predicted model, not a curated record. The transcript is spliced from 4 exons. The coding region runs from base 143 to 1456 and encodes 437 amino acids. NCBI's taxonomy places the organism in Eukaryota, Metazoa, Mollusca, Bivalvia, Myida, Dreissenidae.